AGGCUUUUUUUGCGGGAGAAGAGGGGGGGAUCCCUUCCGAGGCGCCCCCCCAAACCGGCCCUGCUUGGCCAGGAAACCUCGAAGGGGAGGGACCGAUCCGGCGCGACGAGGAGGCGGAGACGGGGCUGGCGCUGAACGAGGAAGCGCGGCGGGCGCUGGGGCGGAGAAAGAGCGCAAAAAGUUGGUAAAAGUUUGUGGGGAAGGAAGGACACGGGAAACUCCCGACGGGGCGGCGGGGACGAGGAUUUAGGGGGGUCUGGAGGAGCAUCCAGGAGCGUCCCCUUCCCCAGAGGAGGAAAGAGGGCUCAAAAAGAGGACACCCCCCACCCCGUCGAGGACACUCAAUAGCUGGUGGCCAGGAUGAAGCAGCCCCGAUCCUUCUCCUAAAAAAGGGCUCCUGACUCCCCCCAUGGAAGGGGGCGUAGACACUCAGGGCUAGCCCCCUGACCUCCCCGGACCCACGGCCCUCGGGACCCCCUCUGAUGGUCCCCAUCCGGCUGGACCCGAACUCAUCUCCCGAGGAGGAACAUGUCGCCGGUGACCUAGAGACCCCCGGACCCAUGAAGUCCCCGAGAUGCCAUGGAGCCACUGAAAAAUAUGUUCCGGAAGGCCCCGCUGGCGGGGGCUUGGGGGCCCAUCUCCCGAGGAGGGGCACCCACCGCCACUGCCUACGCCAACCCGGUCUGGACGGCGUUGUUUGACUACGAGGCCAACAGCAGCGACGAACUGACCCUCCGCAAAGGGGACCUGGUGGAGGUGCUGUCCUGGGACGCGGCCAUCUCCGGGGACGAAGGGUGGUGGGCCGGCAAGGUCAACGACCAGGUGGGCAUCUUCCCCUCCAAUUACGUCUCGCCCAAGGCGGGGGGCUUCCCGGGGCCCGAGGGCCCGCCUGAGGCCGACUUCCGGGACCUGCGGCUGGAGGAGGUGAUCGGGGUCGGGGGCUUCGGCAAAGUCUACCGGGGCAGCUGGCGGGGGCAGCUGGUGGCCGUCAAGGCCGCCCGCCAGGACCCGGACGAGGACAUCGGCACCACCGCCGAGCGGGUGCGCCAGGAGGCCCGGCUCUUCGCCAUGCUGCGCCACCCGAACAUCAUCACCCUCAAAGCCGUCUGCCUCCAGGAGCCCAAUCUGUGCUUGGUGAUGGAAUACGCGGCCGGGGGGCCCCUGAGCCGGAUGCUGGCCGGACGCAGGAUCCCGCCCCACAUCCUCAUCAACUGGGCCGUGCAGGUGGCCGACGGUAUGCAGUACCUCCACUGUGGGGCCAUCGUCCCCGUCAUCCACCGGGACCUGAAAUCCAACAACAUCCUGCUCGCUGAGUGCGUGGAUGAUGGGGACGUGAGUGGCAAGACGCUGAAGAUCACCGACUUUGGGCUGGCCCGGGAGUGGCACAAGACGACCAAAAUGAGCGCGGCGGGCACCUACGCCUGGAUGGCCCCCGAGGUCAUCAAGACGUCCACCUUCUCCCGAGGCAGCGACGUCUGGAGUUAUGGGGUCCUUCUGUGGGAGCUUCUCACGGGCGAAGUCCCAUACCGGGGUAUCGACGGUCUCGCCGUUGCCUACGGGGUCGCCGUGAACAAGCUGACGCUUCCUAUCCCGUCCACCUGCCCCGAACCUUUUGCACACCUCAUGGCAGCCUGCUGGGAACAAGACCCCCAUCGGCGCCCCAGCUUCGCCUCCAUCCUGUCCCAGCUGACGGUGCUGGAAGCUCAGGUCCUCCGCGACCUGCCCCAGGCCUCCUUCCACUCCAUGCAGGAUGAUUGGAAAGUCGAGAUCCAAGACAUGUUUGACGAGCUGCGGGCGAAGGAGAAGGAACUGCUGAGCCGCGAGGAGGAGCUCAAGCAAGCAGCCCAGAAGCAGAAAUCUCAGGAGGAGUUUCUGCGCCAGCGCGAGCACGAACUGGCCCAGUGGGAGCUGGAAGUCUUCGAGCGCGAGCUGAGCCUCCUCAUCCAGCAGAUGAACCGCGAGGGGCCUCACGUGAAAAAGCGGAAAGGGACCUUCAAGAGGAACAAGCUGAAAGGGAGGGACGGCGAGAGGAUCAGCAUGCCCCUCGACUUCAAGCAUCGCAUCACAGUCCAGGCGUCCCCUGGGCUGGACAAACGGAAGGACUUCUUCGAGGUGGGGGCUGGGGGUUCCCCCACCUUCCCCCGUUUCCGAGCCAUCCAGUUGGAGGCGAGCGAAAAUGAUAAGAACUGGGGCCGCCAGUCGCCGCGAAGAGGAGACGAAAGUGGGAACGGCCGCACGAAGGCCACGGGGUCCCCAAAACCUUGGGAGAUCAAUAUGCAGAACGGAAGGCGGAGGUCGCGGCUGGAAGAAACCACAUGGUACAUGGAGCCAGAGGGACUGCCCGCCUCCGCACAGACCGACCCUCAACCCAGCCCGAACGGCAAUAUUCCCCUCGACACUCCGGACCCCGAGGAGCCAGCUCCGGAACGCCCCAGCGCCCCUCGCCUCAUCCGGCGGGCCCUGUUGCACGGUAGCGCGCUGCUCGCCUCCUUCGGCCUGGGCCGGGAAUUGCCGACCGCCCCUCAGGACCCCCCAAAGGCCGCCCCUGCCCUGCAUGUGGAGUUGUGCAAAGAGGAACCCCCAACGGAUCUUCUGGUCGACGUCGCCUCGGAGGGCGACCGGGGGGCCCUUCCUCCUCUCUGGGCCCAGAUGUCCCCCAAGAUCCCGAGACUCGCGGAAGGCCGGGGCAGCAAAGCCCAGAAAUGGGAUGGUGCUCUCCCCUCGCCUUCCUCGCCACGUAGCCCCCGUUCCCCCCGCCCUCACUCCCCUCACGCCGGCCUCAUCUCCCGGCCCCGGCCCUCCCCUGUCCGCAGCCGGAUCGACCCCUGGCGUUUCGUCUCAUCCGAUGCCCUGUAA
This is a messenger RNA of Pogona vitticeps (central bearded dragon), 2856 nucleotides long. RefSeq names its product mitogen-activated protein kinase kinase kinase 11 (gene MAP3K11). Gene Ontology annotation, cellular component: centrosome. The record is from RefSeq and is a predicted model, not a curated record. Gene Ontology annotation, biological process: protein phosphorylation; microtubule-based process; positive regulation of apoptotic process. Gene Ontology annotation, molecular function: ATP binding; JUN kinase kinase kinase activity; protein binding. NCBI's taxonomy places the organism in Eukaryota, Metazoa, Chordata, Lepidosauria, Squamata, Agamidae.